Molecule: messenger RNA, 906 nt
Organism: Clonostachys byssicola
Lineage: Eukaryota; Fungi; Ascomycota; Sordariomycetes; Hypocreales; Bionectriaceae
Source: the annotation of a GenBank genome assembly
AUGGCUAAGAUGAGCACCAUCUUGAAAUUUACCUUCGUAGCGUCGCUUGCACAGGCACAUUUUACCUUUGUGCGUCUGGCCCAUAAUGGCGAAUGGCAGGCUCCGACCCAAUUCAUUCGGAACAAAACCGAGCCUUUUGAGGAGCGGUCUACCCCCAACACAAACAAUAAUGAACGCCUCUAUAACUUCCCGACAUUCGUUUCCGACUACCCAGAAUCAGUUCGUUGUGGACGCGACAACAUGGCGCAUGCAGCUAACACCGAGGUUCUUCGUGUGAAAGCCGGUGAUACCAUCGAGAUUGCUCAUACUCGAAUUUCUCCGUCGGACUGGGCAGACAACCAGUGGUAUGACUGUCCAAAUGGCCGUGGAAGCUGCGAUCCCAAUGAUCCUGACUGGACUAUGGAUUUCAACCAUCCCGGGCCUUUGUUGGCGCAUCUCUCCAAGGCUCCUGAUGGAACAGACGUCCGUGAGUAUGAUGGCUCUGGCGAGUGGGUUAAGAUAUACUCGUUGGGCUUCGACAUGAAUGAAGACGGUUCCAUCCACUGGCUAGCUUAUAACUAUGAGAAAUUGCCGGCGCGAUUUAUUUUUGAUAUCCCCAAACAGACACCAGCAGGCGAAUACCUUUUGCGUCUCGACCUGAUCUGGCCUGGACUGUGGGAGCCACCAAUCUAUGUCUCAGACACACCCCAAAUAUACGCCACAUGCGCUCAGAUCUUGGUAGAAAGCGAUGCCACUGGUCCGCUCCCAGAAGGCAUCGAGAUCCCAGCAGAUCUCAACACUACAACACCUGGAAUGCGAACCUCGCUCAGUAUGUACAGAGGAGAAAGUAUGGAUGAUGGGUAUACAUACCCUGGUGGCCUACUUUGGACUGGGGAAGAACUCGUUGAGGAUAAGCCCAUCCUGUGA